AUUCGCUUUGACCUUGAUUUGACCUUUGUUGUUUUGUUUUUGUUUAGUUAAUGUUGAUCAAAUAAGAAAAAACUUUUGAAAAUGAAAAUUUUAUUCUAUUCAAUGGAAGGAAUUGGUCAUGUUCAAGCAUGUCUUGGCCUGGCUAAUUGCCUACGAAAACAUCGUAAUCAUCAAAUAACAUUUAUGAUUGGUUCUGAAUAUCAGGGAAAAUUCCGUCGAUAUGGACAUGAUGAAAUUAUCCUCAAGGAUGAUGGUGAAGAUCCAAAAAUGUUUGAAAAACAAUCAUCGAAUGAAAUCAAUGAUGAUAAUGAUGAACAUCCAGUUCUGCCAUUGAUUGUUUCCAGGCUACAAAAAUCAAUUGUUUUACAACAUCGAACACCAAAAGAAAAACUUCAACUGCGUGAUAAUGCAAUGUUUAAAAGAAUUUAUGAAAAAAUGAAACGUUUAAACAAUCAAAUUGAUCAAUUAAUUACGAAAUUUGAUCCCGAUUUAAUAAUUAUCGAUCAUUUUAUUAUUCCACCUUGUAUUGCAUUCCAUCCACGAAUACCAUGGAUAUUUUUAUUUAGUGGUUGUCCAGAUUUUCUUUACAAUUCUACAGAAUUACCACCAUUAAUGUCGGGUCUACCAAGUAAUGAUCGUAGUGAAUGGCCUGAAUAUCGACAAUUAUUUUAUGAAAAAUAUCAAAAACCAUUACAAGAUUUACAAAAUGAAUUGAAUAAAGAUUUUGGUUAUGAUCCAUAUCCUUCGACGAUAUUUUUCAAUAAAUCACCAUAUCUAAAUAUUUAUGGUUAUCCAAAAGAAUUAGAUUUUGAUGAUCGAGUGGAAAAACCCGAAAAUUUUCUUCAAAUGGAUUCAUUUUUCGAUUAUGAUCCUAAUGAUUAUUCAAAUUAUGAAUUUCCGGAAGAAUUUCGUCAAAAAUUGCAAACUGGUGACCGAAUAAUUUACAUUUCACUUGGAUCAUGUGGACCAAUCGAUUUGGAAUUGAUGAAAAAAAUUAUAAAAUCAUUACGCCAAACACCAUAUAAAUAUAUUAUAUCAAAAGGACCAUUACAUAAUGAAUUAGAAUUACCUUCGGAAAAUAUGUGGGGAAAAUCAUGGUUAAAUCAACAGAAAAUAUUACCUAAAGUUGAUUUAGUUAUAUUUCAUGGUGGUAAUAAUACAUUAGCUGAAUGUAUUAUGCACGCUAAACCAAUGAUAGUAAUGCCAUUAUUUUUUGAUCAAUAUAGUAAUGCACAACGUAUCGAAGAAAAACAAUUCGGUAUACGAAUGGAUCCAUAUCAAUUUACCAAGCAAGAAUUGAUAAACAACAUUGAAAAAUUAUUAUUUAAUGAAAAAAUUAUUCGAGAAAAUCUACAAAAAGCAUCCGAACGUAUACGACAAACAAAUAGUGUACAAUUAGCAUGUAUUCAAUUGGAAAAAUUGGUUGAAGAAACGAAGAAAAAAUUUACGGAAAUAAAAUGAUGAUGAUGAUAAUGACAUGUGAAGUCAUAACAUAUCAUCAUGAUCAUCACCAAAAAUCAACAAC
Messenger RNA from Dermatophagoides pteronyssinus (European house dust mite), 1525 nucleotides. RefSeq lists its product as uncharacterized. Lineage: Eukaryota; Metazoa; Arthropoda; Arachnida; Sarcoptiformes; Pyroglyphidae. Gene Ontology annotation, molecular function: UDP-glycosyltransferase activity. The record is from RefSeq and is a predicted model, not a curated record.